GAUGUUAGUAUAGAGCAUAUAUAAACAUACAUAUACAUAUAUUCAUCUUUCUUCUGCAAUUCAGAAAAAAAAAAAAACUCAUCCAUGGCAAGUGUCAACUCAGCUGCUGCAACUAUCAGAAGGCUUGAGGGGAAGGUGGCGAUUAUCACUGGUGCUGCCAGCGGCAUAGGUGAGGCCAUUGCAAGACUCUUCUCACAGCAUGGAGCUCAUGUGGUGAUAGCUGAUAUUCAAGACGAUGUGGGACUUUCUCUCUGCAAUGACUUGGAAUCCGCUAUAUAUGUUCAUUGUGAUGUCACAAAUGAAGAAGACGUUCAAAACUGCGUGAACAUGGCAGUUUCCAAGUACGGGAAGCUCGACAUCAUGCUCAAUAACGCCGGCAUAACCGGGGCGAACAAAGCAAGCAUAUUGGACAACACGAAGUCCGAAUUUGAAGCAGUGAUCAACGUUAACCUGGUCGGUGUUUUUCUCGGAACAAAGCACGCUGCAAGGGUUAUGAUUCCUGCGCGAAGAGGAAGCAUAGUGAAUACUGCUAGUGUUUGCGGAAGCAUAGGUGGCGUGGCCUCACACGCGUACACAGCUUCGAAACACGGUGUGGUGGGAUUGACGAGAAACAGUGCGGUGGAGCUUGGAGCAUUCGGUGUUAGGGUGAACUGCGUGUCACCUUACGUGGUUGCCACGCCCUUGGCUAAGAACUUUUUUAAGCUUGACGACAAGGGGGUUCACGGGAUCUACGCAAACCUAAAAGAUGCUGUUCUUGAGCCGAACGAUGUGGCUCAAGCUGCUCUGUAUUUAGCCAGUGAUGAGUCCAAGUAUGUUAGUGGUCACAAUCUUGUGGUUGAUGGAGCCUUCACUGUCGUCAACAGUGGCUUUUGUGUCUUCGGACAAUCUUCAUGAAAAUUUGUUUGUCUGCCUUUCGAUGUGACUUGUUUUUUUCUUUUUUUGGAAUAAUCGAACACGAGCUGUUGUUAGUGUUUUCGUUAGGUUUGCACUUUCUUGCUUCUGCACCUUCAUAGGACUCAAAUGCUUUGUUUUGUUCUUCUUUGUUUGAGAACUUGUUCUAAUUUUAUGGGUUAAACUAAUCAUGCAGUUAGUGGCUCAA
This is a messenger RNA of Vigna unguiculata (cowpea), 1099 nucleotides long. Its product is annotated as borneol dehydrogenase, mitochondrial-like. Lineage: Eukaryota; Viridiplantae; Streptophyta; Magnoliopsida; Fabales; Fabaceae. The record is from RefSeq and is a predicted model, not a curated record.